Myxocyprinus asiaticus (Chinese sucker) is the source of this 4274-nucleotide messenger RNA. Its product is annotated as transmembrane protein 154-like. The transcript is spliced from 9 exons. NCBI's taxonomy places the organism in Eukaryota, Metazoa, Chordata, Actinopteri, Cypriniformes, Catostomidae. The record is from RefSeq and is a predicted model, not a curated record. Bases 107 to 661 code for a protein of 184 amino acids.
AAGCAGGAUGUCAUGAAGGCGUGUUAGCCACUAGUCACUAUGCAAUGACUCCAUGUCUCUGUCUACCCAUAGCGUGGGCCAGUAUAUCCACUGAGGACUCUGGGAAAUGACUCUCGCACUACUCCUGCUUUUGGCAUUGACAGCUAGCUGGACUAGACCUGUUCAAUCUGAAGACAAAGAUGAGACAGUGUCGAUCUUAGAAGACUUAACUUUUGCAGAAAAUCCCAAAGCAGUUGAAGUUGAAGAAGACCCAGAGAACCAUGACGACGUGGCAGGCUCUGGAGAUGGAAGGACCCAGGCUUCCACUGAAUUAGGCUCAGCACGUAGUGACUCAGGUGCUGUUGAGGACAUAGAGCCAACUGCUGGGGCUGAACAGACAGAAACAGAGGAUCAAAACACAGUCAUCAUGAUCAUCAUACUCCUGGUCCUCACACUCGUUAUCAUUUCUGUGAUUGUAUGUGGAGUCAUCAUCUACCGUAGAAGGACAACAAAAGAUUCUGUCACAAAAGACAAUCCUUAUUUGGAUAAUGAAGACCAUGAAAAUGUGCCAAUGCCCAUGUUUGAGGAUGAUAUUCCAUCAGUAAUGGAGCUGGAAAUGGAAGAUCUAGAAAACUGGAUGGCAAAAGAUGGAGGCACGAACGUGGACACUGGCCAAAUUUAAUGAAUAGCGUUUCAUUUUUUCUCUGAUGAGGCUGUGUAUGAAGAAAAGAAUAGCUGUGAUUGGUGACUUCUGACCCCUGGAUCCAAUGACAUCUGGUAGUCAUUACAGCAGGAAUGCAUGGAAGCAGGGGUGGACUGGCCAUAGGGAGAACCGGGACUUUUCCCGGUGGGCCGGCCGCGAAACGGGGCGAAUACCCCCCCUUCCCCAUGCUCAACAACUUUUGGGCAACUAGGAAUGAAAGCUUACGUCAUGCAGACUGUGUUUUUCCCAGGAUUCGUUUGGUAUGGAACACUAUGGGGGACCAAGCUAGACAAUGCCUAGGUUAUGUUAGAAUGAUAAAUUAAUGAUUUUAUAAUUAAGCAAUAAGGUACGAGAAGAUAUGCUAUAUUGUGAAUAUGUAUAGACGAUGCACAUCUCCUGCAACCAAUUCUGCCAAGACUAUAUAAUAUACAGUGUGGGAUGUAUCCGAUUACAAAGUAAUUAUUUACUGUAAUCUAAUUAUUUGUAAGUAAAAUAGUAGUGUAAUGAAUUACAUUUUAAAUUCUUGUAAUCAUAUUACAGUUACUGACUUUCGAUUAAAUUGCUUUGAAAUACAUUACUUGCAUUAAAGUAAUAUGUAUAGUACAUUUACAAUAUGAAUUGAAAUGUACAUCUGUUAGCAUUUCUGUGACAGCUGAAGGGUGUGAAACAAUGAUGAGGAGGAAAUAUAGAUUUUUUGAAUAAGCGGGAAAUCAAAAACUUUUCUUGGAAAAGUGAUUUAGAAAGUAACUUAAAAGUAAAAUAAUUAGUAAUGUAAUUACUUUUUAGAUGGAAUAAUCAGUAAAGUAAUCUGAUUACAUUUUAGAGAAUUAAUUAGUCAUUUGUAGUGGAUUAUUUAUUUUGAAGUAACUUACCCAACACUGACAAUAUAGCUUGACCCUGAGUGUCUGUUGCUUUUAUAAAAUGUUUACUACAUGGUAAAAUAUUAAGGACUAAAUCUUUCAUUAAAAACAUAUUUUACUAAACAAAUUAAGUAGCCUACCAUUAUCGUGCUUGAAGAUAUAAUUCCUUUACAGAAUGCUAACAAUGUUGCUAUGCAACAAAAUAUCGCAGUGAUAUGAUGAACAGGUGUUUUGUGUCAUAGCUCUUACCAUAUUGUGUAUUUUAGCACAGCUAGAAUUCUGUAUUGACCAAUUAGCACCAGGACCUGAAUGCUAGGGGAACUCAUUUGAAAUAAAGGUAGCAUAACAUGUAAAAAAAAGAUUGUGUCUUAAAUGGAAUACAACAUCUUUGACAAAAUACUUCAACAUAGUCUGAUUAAGUGUUACAAUCAGUAUUUGGCCCAUAUUGAGAUUUGAAUAGGAGCUAUUAUUUGGCUUAAACAGUUGUGUUUUUGUGCAUCCUGCUCUUUUUUUUUUUUAAUCUAUUUUUUUGGCCUAUUUUUUAAUUUAAUUUCUUAUUUAUUUUACAGGUAACUGCUUUGGACCUCAUGAUCUGGUAUAGCACAGUGUACAGGUUGAGGUAUAGAGGUAAAUGCAAACCAGUUACUCCUAAGGAGAAAAAAAAUUCAGUGUUUUUAGAUUAUGUUUUAUAAAACUAUAACUUUAUGUUACAAAAAGUUAUCGGUGAGAAUGAUAUGUAAUAUAAAAUAUUAGAGACUGCUGUGUGAAGCGCAUUGCCCUUUGGACAAAAAAGAACAUGAGUAAAAAUAAAUAGAUUGAAACUUGUUCCUGUCUGUUGCACUGAAGAAGACACAGCAGUUCUUAUCUCUGAUGAUAUGAUAUGGCCCUUUCUGAAUUUUUGAUAUUGAAACUGUAUUAUUUGCCCCCUGUUUAUAAAAUGACAAACCAUGAUGUUUCUUCAUGGUGUCAACGAUGAUUCUUGUCAUGAUCUUAGUGCAAGUGCUGCCUAAGAACUUUGAUAACUACAUAGUCAGACAUAGUAAUUUAAUUGUGUAAGCAAGAAAUCAGCAUUUCAUCAUUCCAUGUAAAUAUAAAGAAAAUAUUUUAAACCUCUUUUAAUGUUGUUAUAUUUGUUGUAUUUUAUUUUAUUUUUUUUACAUUUUGCUGCAUUUCAAGAGCAUGUUUGCAUUUCAUUUAUUGAUAUAAAAACAAACACAACACAAUUUUCUACUUUGUAAUCCUUUUUAUAUUAAAAGAGGACAUAUGCUAUUAUUGUUCCCGUAUGUGUGUGUGUGUGUGUGUGUGUGUGUGUGUGUGUGUUGUUGUCAUUGCAUGUGUCUGUCAUUUCUUGCAUCUUAUUAUGCUAUAUCUUGCAGAAAUAAAUGUGCUUUUGCUCAAAAUAUAACAUAUACAUUAUAAAUAAAUUAGAAUCUAAAUUAGAUUAGGGAAGUUGUUCACUUCAGUGAACUAAAGAACAAUACUGUUAUGAUACAUUGUAAUAAUUAUCUUGGCUCACUGGAAUAGUUAUGGCCUUCUAUUAGUUAAAAACACCCAAAGCAUACAUAUUACAUCUACAUUUCCUUUACCUGAAUAUACACUCACUGAGCACUUUAUUAGGAACACCUGUACACCUAUUUAUUCAUGCAAUUAUCUAACCAGCUAAUCGUGAGGCAGCAGUGUAAUGUAUAAAAUCAAGCAAAUACGGGUCAGGAGCUUCAGUUAAUGUUCACAUCAGCCAUCAGAAUGGGGGAAAAAAGUGAUUUCAGUGAUUUCAACCGUGGAAUGAUUGUUGGUGCCAAAUAGGCAGGUUUGAUUAUUUCUGUAACUGCUGAUCUCUUGGGAUUUUCACGCACAACAGUCUCUAGAGUUUACUCAGAAUGGUGCCAAAAACAAAAAAACAUCCAGUGAGCAGCAGUUCUGAGAACGGAAAAACCUUGUUGAUGAGAGAGGUCAACAGAGAAUGGCCAGACUGGGUCGAGCUGACAGAAAGGCUACGGUAACUCAGAUAACCCCUCUGUACAAUUGUAGUGAGCAGAAUAGCAUCUCAGAAUGCACAACACGUCGGACCUUGAGGCGAAUGGGCUACAACAGCAGAAGACCACGUUGGGCACUUUAUUAGGACCAGAGUGUUCCUAAUAAAGUGCUCAGUUAAUGCAUUCAAGCACACAAUAGUGAAUUUACUUACAAAAAUAACUAAUUAAUGUAUAUAUUUUUUUCAAUAUGUUUCAUUUAUUGUACAAUGAUAGUAAAACCGCCAAUUUGCUUAAAAUGGCUUAAAAGCGACAUUCCACUUGAGGACUAUUUCAAAAAAAUAUAUUUAGCUCCAUUAAUUGGUACGUCACGUGAUUUCUUGUUCCCUCAUGUGAUCUUGUCAUGUGUUUCCCCUGUUCAUGUGUCUUAUUUUCAUCAGUUCAUUGUUUGUUUACUUUAUUAGUCUUGUCUUUUCAUUGGUUUAAUUUAAUUUAGUCUUGUUAUCUUGUUUAUAGUUUAGUCUUGUGAUUGGUUGUCUUGUUUACCUGUUACCCAUGUCCUUGUAUUUAAUCCCUCAUGUUUGCCAUUGUUUAGUGUCAGGUAUUGUGAAUGUAACUUUGUUGUUUUGUCAAGACAAGUCAAGUUUAUGUCUAAUCUAGUUUAAGUCUAUCAAGUUCAUGUUUUUGUUUAGUUCACGUUUGUAGUCAGGGUUUUGGGUUUCCACAUUUGAAAAAUAAACUGCACUUGGGUUUGUCACUUCA